CUGUUAUCUGGUUCCGUUCUUUGUAUGUCUUGGAAAUGGAAUUAAAAAGGCAAUUAACAGUAAUUAAAAGCAUCAGGAAGAAACAGACUAUCAGACACUGUUGGCAGUAAAGACUGAAGAUGUUCUACAGAAGCGAUAUAAUCCUGUUUAUGUAAAUCCGUAAAAGAAUUCUUGUGUUACAUUUCCUCUGAAUUGAGAUUAACAGAAUAAUUUCUCUACUCCAUUAUCUGGGGUGUUUACAAGAUGACUUUGCAUUCCAGUUAAACUCGGACACAUUUACAAUGGUUUGCAACAUCUUUAGAUUUUAAAAAAAGGCCAUAGUUGAUGGAACUUUAGCAGUAGAAAUAUUUACUUGGAAUAAAAUAGAAAGGCAAAAACAAAAAAAGGUUUGUAUAAUGGUGAGAGAAGAAAAAUUAUGGGAAAUGAAUUUUGUGAAAACCAAGUUAAAUGAGAAGACAGAGUCUGAAAUGAUUGGUUUUUCUAAUGAGAUGCAGAAAGAGAAAAAGGAAACCUCAUAUCACUGUGAUAUCUGCAAGGAAUCAUUCUCUGAAAAAGGUAACUUAAUUACUCACAAACGUAUUCAUAUAAGAGAGAAGGCCUAUCACUGUGAUAUCUGUGGUAAAUCAAUCUCACGGAAUGGUAACUUAACUCUACAUAAACGUAUUCACACAGGAGAAAAACCAUAUCACUGUGAUAUCUGUGGCAAAUAUUUCUCUGAAGGAAGGUUCUUAACUUCACACAAACGCAUUCACACGGGAGAGAAGCCAUACCACUGCGAUAUCUGUGGUAAAUCAUUCUCGCAGUUAAGUGUACUAAAAACUCACAAACGUAUUCACACAGGAGAGAAACCAUAUCACUGUGAUAUCUGUGGUAAAUCAUUUUCUUCAAGAAGCAACCUAGCUACUCACAAAGGCAUUCAUACAGGGGAGAUGCCCCAUCAUUGUGCUGUCUGUGGAAAAUCCUUUGCUACAAGAGGCCAAUUAACGACUCACAAAUAUAUUCAUACAGGGGAGAAGCCAUAUCAAUGUGAUAUCUGUGGUAAAUCAUUUUCUCAAAAGUAAUUUAACUACUCACAAGCGCAUUCAUACAGGUGACAAACCAUAUCACUGUGAUGUCUGUGGUAAUUCGUUCUCCCA
Molecule: messenger RNA, 1136 nt
Organism: Octopus sinensis (East Asian common octopus)
Lineage: Eukaryota; Metazoa; Mollusca; Cephalopoda; Octopoda; Octopodidae
Product: zinc finger protein 85-like
Exons: 3
Coding region: 396-1061 (221 amino acids)
Biological process (GO): regulation of transcription by RNA polymerase II
Molecular function (GO): DNA-binding transcription factor activity; RNA polymerase II cis-regulatory region sequence-specific DNA binding
Source: RefSeq, a predicted model, not a curated record